Chelmon rostratus (copperband butterflyfish) is the source of this 2907-nucleotide messenger RNA. RefSeq names its product amyloid beta (A4) precursor protein-binding, family A, member 1a (gene apba1a). Gene Ontology annotation, cellular component: plasma membrane; dendritic spine; cytoplasm. Lineage: Eukaryota; Metazoa; Chordata; Actinopteri; Chaetodontiformes; Chaetodontidae. The coding region runs from base 1 to 2907 and encodes 968 amino acids. The record is from RefSeq and is a predicted model, not a curated record. Gene Ontology annotation, biological process: chemical synaptic transmission. Gene Ontology annotation, molecular function: amyloid-beta binding; protein binding. The transcript has 12 exons.
AUGAACCCCCAGGAGACGGAGCUUGGCCAGGAAGUGAUGGAGGAGACCGAUGCCCCUCCUCGCCAUCGCCACAACAACCGGUCCCGUAACCACAACAACCAGGAAAGGCGCAACAGACGCUGCGAUGCGCCUGCUGGAGGAAGUGCCGGCGGUAGAGCCAGGGCGCCGCAGCAGCGCAGGCCACAGGAGGAGCAAGACAUGGAGCUGCAGCAUGGAGCUCAGCCCCCGCAGCACCAGCCGCCCCAGCCGCCCCAGCCGCCCCAGCCCAUUCCCCGACCUGCAGUGACACGUUAUCGCAGGCAAGGGGACAGCGAGGCGCGGAUCAGAGCCCAGCAGCAGAGGCACAGGCAGAGGCAGCAGAGGGAGGCAGAGAGAGCGCAGCAUUUAGCGCAACAACAGGAGAAUCAGCACCACGCAGAGAUGACCCCGGAAGAUGAACGAGAGCGGGACGAUUCGGCGCUGGCCCGCUCAGCGAGCACUGAGAGCGGCUUCCACACCCACACUGACCGGGCCGAGGGGGACGACGGCCUGGUGAUGAUGUCUCUGGAGCCUGAGGGGCAGCCAGAGGUGGAGGACGAAGCGGGAAACUAUGGAGUCCAGCUGCGGCCGGAGGCGGAGGGGUACACUGAGAGUGCAGAGGCUGAACAGCAACUUCUCCACCCACAUCCUAGCUACCCUCCGCAGCCCCCGCCCCUACCACGUGAACCCCUGCCUGACAUCCAGAACCCACAGAGACAAGAUGAAGCAGAGGAGAUGAUGAACACUGGCUACUCCAACUACGUCUACACCCAACCCCUCAGCCACUCUGGAGGGAGGCCUGAUGUCUCGGCCGGUCAGAGCUUGGAGAGUUUAGAUGGUGGACUUGUGGAUGAAGCCUACUCAGAGCCAUAUGACAUUUACUCACUCUCUGAGCACGUUUACGAGGAAAUCUGCGAUGCUCCGACAUCAGUGUCAUCUGCUGCGGACGGAGCUGAGGACGCAGAGUCUCUCCAACAGAAGAGGGCCGGCUUUCAGCUGUUGGAGGGUCCGGUAGGAGGUGGAGACUACCAUCAGCAAGAGGCGGUGGGCUCCCGCCUGCGGCACUAUGACGAACGCUCGGAUGGCGAGUCUGACAGCCCAGAGAAGGAGGCCGAGUUUGCCCCGUACCCACGUGCAGACAGCUGCGACCAGGAGGAGGACAUCGACAGCAUCGUGGCUGAGGUCAAAGAAAGCCUGAGCUCUCAGAAUCUUCAUUGUGUUACGGACGACACCAUAGAUGAAGAGAAUGAGCUACCGCAGGGAGAAGAAAAACCCCAACCCGAGUUCCAAACCGACUCGGACAAAAACCACAAAGCUGCCAACCGAGGGAAGCCCGCCAGAAACCAGGCUGGGAGCCCUUCAGAGGAGCCCGUAGCAGUGAGGAACAGUCAGGAGAAGAGGGACGCCAUAUCCCUGGCCAUCAAGGACAUUAAGGAGGCCAUAGAGGAGGUGAAGAACAGAACGGUGAGAUCUCCGUACACACCUGAUGAGCCGAAGGAGCCCAUUUGGGUAAUGAGGCAGGACCUGAGUCCCACCGCAGAGUGUGACCUACAGCCGACACUAGGGGGCGAUUCUCCUGGUUCAGGCUCCCCGUCUCCUCCAGGAGCAGAGUCAUCCAGCAGACAUCUGCUGCAGGAGGACAGCUUUGAGUCCUCUCCCUCCAGCAAAGAGUCCAGGAAAAGCCUUGCAUCCUUCCCCACAUAUGUAGAAGUCCCAGGCCCAUGUGACCCAGAGGACCUGAUUGAUGGGAUCAUCUUCGCAGCCAACUACCUGGGCUCCACCCAGCUGCUGUCGGACAAGACACCGUCCAAGAACAUCCGCAUGAUGCAGGCGCAGGAGGCCGUCAGCCGCAUCAAGACGGCCCAGAAAUUAGCCCAGAACAGGAAGAAGGCCUCUGAGGGUGAGCCUCAGCCCAUGACAGAGGUGGAUCUCUUCAUCUCCACCCAGAGAAUCAAAGUGCUCAACGCUGACUCCCAGGAGACCAUGAUGGACCACCCUUUGCGGACCAUCUCCUACAUCGCAGACAUCGGCAACAUAGUGGUCCUGAUGGCCCGGCGCAGGAUGCCUCGACCCGACUCUCAGGAGAAUGUGGAGGCCUCGGACCCAGGGCAAGACAGCAAGCGCCAGUACAAGAUGAUAUGCCACGUGUUUGAGUCUGAGGAUGCCCAGCUGAUUGCCCAGUCCAUCGGGCAGGCCUUCAGUGUGGCUUACCAGGAGUUCUUACGGGCCAAUGGCAUAAACCCUGAGGAUCUUAGCCAGAAGGAGUACAGUGACCUGCUCAACACCCAGGACAUGUACAACGAUGACCUCAUCCACUUCUCCAAGUCUGAAAACUGCAAAGAUGUGUUCAUAGAGAAAGCUAAGGGGGAGAUUCUGGGUGUGGUCAUUGUGGAGAGUGGGUGGGGCUCCAUCCUGCCCACGGUCAUCAUUGCCAACAUGAUGCAUGCUGGGCCAGCGGAGAGGUCUGGCAGACUGAACAUAGGAGACCAGAUCAUGUCCAUUAAUGGGACCAGUCUAGUGGGACUGCCACUGUCCACCUGCCAGAGCAUCAUCAAGGGUCUGAAGAACCAGUCUCGGAUCAAGCUAAACAUUGUCAGAUGUCCCCCGGUGACCACUGUGCUCAUCAGACGGCCUGACCUCCGCUACCAGCUGGGCUUCAGCGUCCAGAAUGGCAUUAUCUGCAGCCUGAUGCGUGGGGGCAUCGCUGAGCGGGGCGGGGUCCGAGUGGGUCACCGCAUUAUCGAGAUCAACAGUCAGAGCGUGGUGGCCACGCCCCAUGAAAAAAUUGUCCACAUCCUGUCCAACGCUGUGGGAGAGAUCCACAUGAAGACGAUGCCUGCAGCCAUGUACCGCCUGCUGACCGCCCAGGAGCAGCCUGUUUACAUUUAA